AUGGCUUCUUCUCUUGAGCAGCUCAAGGCCACUGGCUCCAUCGUAGUCUGCGACUCUGGUGACUUUGCUACUAUCGACAAAUAUAAGCCACAGGACGCCACAACAAACCCCUCUUUGAUCCUUGCUGCGUCCAAAAAAGCCGAAUAUGCUAGUCUUGUUGACGCUGCCAUCGAGUACGGCAAGAAGCAGGGAAAUUGCAUCGAUGUGCAAGUCGAUUCAACUCUAGACCGUCUCCUUGUUGGAUUUGGCAAAGAGAUUCUCAAUGUUAUACCCGGCAAAGUCUCCACUGAGGUAGACGCUCGCUUCUCCUUUGACACUGAGGCUUCCGUCAAUAAGGCUCUGCACAUAAUCAAGCUUUAUCAGGAGAUUGGUAUUCCCAAAGAACGUGUCCUGAUUAAAGUAGCCUCUACGUGGGAGGGCAUUCAGGCCGUUCGCAUCCUUCAGUCGAAGCACGGAAUCAACUGCAAUUUGACUCUCAUGUUCUCGCUCGUGCAGGCUGUUGCUGCUGCCGAGGCCGGUGCCUUCCUGGUUUCCCCUUUCGUUGGCCGCAUCCUGGACUGGUACAAGGCCACCCACGAGUGCGACUACACCGCGGAAGACGAUCCCGGUGUGAAGUCUGUACAGAGCAUCUACAACUACUACAAAAAGCAUGACUAUAAGACAAUUGUUAUGGGAGCAUCCUUCCGAAAUACCGGCGAAAUCAUCGAGCUAGCCGGCUGUGACUACUUGACUAUUUCGCCUAGCCUCUUAGAAGAUCUAUAUAACUCCACCGACCCAGUACCGAAAAAGCUAGACUAUACUGCCGCGACUGAUCUCGACAUCCCAAAGAUCAGCUAUCUCAAUGAUGAGGCUCUCUUUCGUUUUGAUCUCAAUCAGGACGCAAUGGCUGUCGAAAAGUUGCGCGAGAGUAUUUCCAAGUUUGCGGCAGAUGCCGACAGUUUAAAAGAAUCGCUGAAGCAGAAAAUUCAAGCGUAG
Messenger RNA from Penicillium angulare, 975 nucleotides. RefSeq names its product transaldolase. Gene Ontology annotation, cellular component: intracellular anatomical structure; cytoplasm. The record is from RefSeq and is a predicted model, not a curated record. Gene Ontology annotation, molecular function: transaldolase activity. Gene Ontology annotation, biological process: pentose-phosphate shunt, non-oxidative branch; pentose-phosphate shunt; carbohydrate metabolic process. The transcript is spliced from 4 exons. NCBI's taxonomy places the organism in Eukaryota, Fungi, Ascomycota, Eurotiomycetes, Eurotiales, Aspergillaceae. Bases 1 to 975 code for a protein of 324 amino acids.